AUUAACAUCUAUUUAUAUAUGUCACUUAUUAAUAUUAUUAAAACACAUUAAUUUGAAUCUGUAAAUUUUAGCUGAUUAAAAAAUUGUGUUUUUAUUAUUAUAUAAAUAAUUGAAAAUUAAGUAUUAUUUUGAAUUUCGAACGUAAAAAUAUGAUUGGUUGAAUUAAUAUUAUUUCAAUCAUCCAAUCACAAGGCGUAUAUUUUCAACAGCGCUAUCUAUCGGCAUGAAAGUUCUGCAAUUAAUUUAUAGUAGAUUAUAUGUGUUGUACAUGUGAUUUUGUUUGUAGUUAGUUUAUAGCAUACGAUAAAAUGCAUAUGAAAUCAAUUAAAUUAUCCAAAUCAAUAAGCAAUAACGGAUUAGAUGUAGAUAAUUUAAUUGUAACGAGAAAAGGUGGUGGAAGUAUAAUCGAUCAUCGUCCAUUAUUUUCCGAAGAUGGAGAAACAUUGUAUGUUAUAUGGAAGCAUACUCUACGAGCUUAUAGUACGCAAACCGGAGAUUUUGUGCAAGAGUUUGAAAAUAUAGACCGUAGAAUAAGUGGAAUUGUUCCAUAUCCUGAUGGUUUUAAUACGGUUAUAGGUUGUACAGAUAAUGGGCAGCUUAAUUUUUGGAGUUGCCAAAGUGGCAUUAUCACAAAGAAAUUAAACUUAAAUUUUUAUUCAAAAGAAUAUGCUAAAGUUAAAACUUUUCAUAUUGUAAAAUAUAGGAAUGCAAUUGGUAAAGAAAAUUCGCAAGUCCUAAUAACUUAUAUCAAGAAAGGUAAUAACAAGAUAUAUUUGUUAUUAUUUGACUUGCAAGAUGGAAGGUGUUGUAAAACUGCUUUUAUUUUUAUAAAAAAUCCUGAAUAUUAUGUCGAUAUAAUAGGAAAUCAUGGAAAUAAUUUAGUAGUAGUUCUUCACGAUACUGAUUUGCACAUAUUAAAUCCUUCACGUAAUUUAGUUGACAAAUUGCAUAAAACAGGAAAAACAGGUAGAAUACCAACAUGUAUUGCUGGACAUCCUGAAGAUGAAUGUGUAGCUACAGGAGAUUCAACUGGACGUGUAGUAUUAUGGAAAAAUUUAUUUCAAACUAGGCCUCAUAAAGCAGUGUAUCAUUGGCAUACAUUGCCUGUAACAGAGAUAGCUUUUAGUAAAACAGGUGCUCAUAUGUACACUGGCGGAGGAGAAUGUGUUUUAGUGAAAUGGACUAUUGGAACUCCAUUAGAAAAAUCAUUUUUACCUCGUUUACCAGCACCAAUUAAACAUUUAACUAUUGCACCAGAUAAUAUCUAUGUUGCUGUAUCUACUUUAGAUAAUGGUAUUAUUGUUGUAAAUCCACAAAGAAAAUUGACAUCUGUGAUACAAAAUUUUACAUGGGGUAUUGCAUUAUCCUGUAAAGAUUUAUUUCCUGCUGGACUUGUAGUAGAUCCACGUACAAAUAGCCUUGUUUUAAACAGUCGUACAGGACAUGUUCAGUUUUAUAGUACACAUACAAAAAGUCUAUUGUAUAAUAUUCACAUAACAGCUGAAAAUUUUGUAACACAAGAACGUAGUGUAAAUAUUUUAAACACAGAAGUAACAAAAGUAGCUUUGAAUCACGAUGGUACGUGGAUGGCUACGGUAGAAGAGCGUGAUGAUAAAAUUUCAACUCCAGAAGUAAGAUUAAAAUUUUGGAUAUUUGAUAUGAAGAAACAAGUUUUUACAUUAAAUACAUCAGUUGAACUUCCACAUGAAUUAGGAAUUAAUGCUUUACAAUUCCAACCAAACUCAUUAUUUGGCAAUGAGGAUUCCUUAGUAGUAACUACUGGAAAAGAUCAAAAGUUUAAAUUAUGGAAUCUUAUAGAGCCAACAUCAAUCUAUAAGAAAACAAAACAUUGGCAUUGUUAUGGUACAGGAAAUUAUCAUGAUCUAUCAGCUACAGAUGCUGCAUUUUCUAUGGAUGGAUCUUUAUUAGGAAUUGGUUUUGGUUCAUCUUUGACUAUUUGGGAACCUGAUACAUGUACUUUGAAAUGUAGCCUUAGGCAUAGUCAAUAUCCACAUACCAUAAUGCGCAUUGAAUUUGGAAAACAGGAAGCUUGUAACCUUAUUGUCGUUGUUUCGGAUAAACAUAUUGCUGUCUGGAAUAUCUUAUCUCUAAGUAUUAUGUGGAGUGUUUCUUUAAACGUGACAAAACUUACAGCUGAUCCAAAAUCUAUAUAUAUGGCUGCUUUCACAGUAGAUAAUACAUUAUAUAUAUUUAGUCCGCAUAAUUCAUCGCCAGUAUAUAUAAAAAAAUCUAUCAUUGAAAAUGACAGUUCAAUAUUAGGAGCAGUUUUUGUACCACGUUUGCAAGAUAGUAAAGAUUCUUCUUACAAAUUAUGGCAAAAGAAAUCUCAAUUAUAUUUUAUAGAUUCAAACCAAGAACUGUUGGCUUUGGAAUCGGAAUCCGAAGUAGGGGAAGCUUUAGAAAUUUUCUCUAGAACUCAAAAUAUGUCUUUAACGCCGUUCAGUAAUUUUGUAGCAUCUCGGACUGUAUUAAAUAAGGAAGAAAAUAAUUUAUUUCUUCAGGAAUCAUUCCGUAUUUCAGGAAAAGAAAAAACAGCUGAGCUUUUUAACGUCCCUGCUCAUACAUUGCCACCGAUGAAAAUGCUUUGUGCAACUUUUAUAAUGUCUUUAUUGUCACAAAAAGAUCAAUCUUCGAAUGAUAAAUUUUCAAGAUCGGACGAUCUUGAUAAUCUCGAUGAUCUUGAUGAUCUAGAAAAUGAAGAAAUAGAGGAAAACGAAGACAAUAUUAAACAUGUAAAAACAAUAAAACGUGAACCAUCACCAAUUCCAACGAAUAUGAAUAUUGAUGAAUCAGAUGUACGAUUAAUUCAUCAUAAUUGGUCAUUUUUAUCAACGAUACUUCCAGAUGAAGAAAUUAUUGAAAAAUAAAAAAUAUUUUGUAUACAUUAUUUAAAUAAUAUCAAAAUCUUAAAUUAAUAAGAUAUAUUUGUUGUAAAGUAUCUUAAUACAAAAAUAAUGGUAAGUCUUAGAAAAUCAUGCAAAAGUUAAAACAUUUUCUUUUACAAAGAAGAAAAAUUUAUUAAAAUUUAAAAUAGAUUAAUUUACUAUAUAAUUAACAUGGUACAGGUAACUCGUUAAGACGUUUAGCGAUUUCAAUUAACUCUUCAAUUGUUUCUGUAAUUCUAUUAUUGUAUUCUAAAUCUCGUUUCAUAUUAUUGAUCACAAUAUUAGUUCUAUCACGAAAAACAUAUUCUGAAUAGCCAUUAGAAUCGCUCAUAAUUUGAGCGCUAAGACUUUCAUCCAUUAAAACUGUUGGAAAAUAUAACAUGGCUGUUAUCAAAGAA
Molecule: messenger RNA, 3304 nt
Organism: Vespula pensylvanica (western yellowjacket)
Lineage: Eukaryota; Metazoa; Arthropoda; Insecta; Hymenoptera; Vespidae
Product: WD repeat-containing protein 75
Exons: 15
Coding region: 309-2888 (859 amino acids)
Biological process (GO): positive regulation of transcription by RNA polymerase I; positive regulation of rRNA processing
Cellular component (GO): nucleolus
Molecular function (GO): protein binding; RNA binding
Source: RefSeq, a predicted model, not a curated record